AAACAACCCGGCAAUGAAACAGCGGUGAUACACCAUGACCUGAUCGAGGAGGCGAGAUGGUGCCACAUGUCCAAAACUAGCCCACUGCUAGCCGCAUAAUGACGGGUGAGAUAAUGUACACAGGCCUAUAUAGGUCUAUCUCUGACCGGGCUGGCCUUGAUGAUUUCAGUCUGUUUAAAUGUUUUGUUAUAUUCACUGAGACGCAGAGACCAAAAAGUAAGAGAUGCUGAGGAGCAGCUUUAUGACUAUUCUGAGCACAGCGAGAACAGGUUUGAGGAGGAAGUGCAACAACAGGAAAAUCCAAUCUAUGGAAAUAUAUGCACAAAUGGGGGAGAAUCGGAGGCAGCAAAUGAGAUGUGCUACGAACCAAUGACAGGCCGGGACCCCACACCAAGUCAAAGGCCAUCAGAUGUCUCCUAUGCUUCUCUGGACCUGAGAAAUGCCAAAAAGCACAAAAAGAAGCGCAAGUACCAGCAGAACCAGAACCAGAACCAGAGCCAGAGCCAGACCACUCAGACCCAGAAGGCCCAGUCGCACGCGGUGGCGGCGGCGCCGUCCCAGGGCUGUCUGGACGUGGCGGAAGGCGAGGAGGCCGUCGCCCUGCCCUCCAGGAGCAGCAGCCUCAUGGUGUCCCGCCACAGCAUCUACCUCAACAGCCAGCAGAUCGCACAGGAGGCCCAGGAGCUGGACAGAGAGCGGGACAAGCCGACGCAAGACCUGGGAAAUGGACAGGGCAACUGCACAGAGGAGUGGUGAGGGCAGGAGAGAGAAAAGAAUUCCAUUUUUUUUUAUUUUACACUGUACCUAAUUAAGUAUGUAAUAAAUAACUCUUAAAUAAAUAAGCACAUGUGAAUGUA
Messenger RNA from Sardina pilchardus (European sardine), 857 nucleotides. RefSeq lists its product as uncharacterized. Gene Ontology annotation, cellular component: T cell receptor complex. The coding region runs from base 160 to 756 and encodes 198 amino acids. Gene Ontology annotation, biological process: negative regulation of receptor recycling; positive regulation of T cell receptor signaling pathway. NCBI's taxonomy places the organism in Eukaryota, Metazoa, Chordata, Actinopteri, Clupeiformes, Clupeidae. The record is from RefSeq and is a predicted model, not a curated record. The transcript is spliced from 6 exons.